Magnusiomyces paraingens is the source of this 744-nucleotide messenger RNA. RefSeq lists its product as uncharacterized. The coding region runs from base 1 to 744 and encodes 247 amino acids. Gene Ontology annotation, molecular function: protein binding. Lineage: Eukaryota; Fungi; Ascomycota; Dipodascomycetes; Dipodascales; Dipodascaceae. The record is from RefSeq and is a predicted model, not a curated record. The transcript has a single exon.
AUGUCAGCAGCUGUAAUUGCCGGAUGGAAUCCUUCCAUCUCUGAGCUCACGUUCUCAAAAGCGUUUCUGGUACUUCUCAAGAACUCCUCUGUGGGUGUAUCUGCGGAUACUACUAGUCUUGCGGGAGCACCAUCACCUACUCUUUUGUCCAAGAUGCCCAAACUUCGUUCUUCCAUCACACAGCCUCCCUCCAGUUCCUCGUUGCCAGUUUCUGUUGACGGUGCCGUCACCAUAACUGUCAAAUCUUUACGCGCACCACACAAGUUUACUGCAACUGUGACGGCGGCACCCACAGACUCUCUGUUCCGCGUCAAGGAACAAUUACUUGCUGAUCCCGCAGUGGCUGCGACUGCAGUUGAUGCACGGGUGUGUGCUGCAGAUGUGCGGUUACUGAAGCGAGGCAAGGUUGUUUCUGAUGCUCAUAGUGUAGGAGAGGUAAGUGAAGGUUUGGGAGAGGUUUCGCUUGUUGCAGUGUUACCUGCUGAGGGCACAGCUGAGCUAAAAGAGAAAGAAGAAGAACAAGAAGAACAAGUUAAGGGAGAGGAAGAAAAGGGAGAAGAUAUAAAGGAAAAUGAAAAGGUGGGGACGGGAGAUGAUGACAACCUGCCGGAAACUGUGUGGGAAGCAGUUGCAAGCGUUGUUGCAUCUAGGGUCGGUGCAGGAAAAGCAGGCGAGGUUGUUGCACGGCUCAAGCGUGGAUGGGUUUUAGCAGGCGGUGAGCCAAUUCAUGAAGAUCUUGAUUGA